CCGGCCGUGCCGUUCCCGCCGCCGCCGCCGCCGCCAUGGCCUGCCAGCCGCGAACGCCCCCCAGGUACGGCGGCCGCUGCGACGGAGGCGCCAGCCCGCCGUCCCCCGCGAGGUGGAGCCUCGGGCGGAAGCGCAGAGCCGACGGGAGGCGCCGGAGGCCCGAGGACGCCGACGAGGGCGAGCGCCGGGGCGCCGACCGCAGGCCCGAGAGCUUUACUACCCCUGAAGGCCCCAAACCCCACCCUAGAUGCUCGGACUGGGCAGACGCAGUCGAAGAGGAUGAAAUGAGGACCAGAGUCAACAGAGAGAUGGCAAGAUAUAAGAGGAAACUCCUCAUAAACGACUUCGGAAGAGAGAGAAAGUCGUCCUCCGGGAGCUCUGACUCGAAGGAGUCCGUGUCUGCGGUCCCGGCCGACCUGGAAACCGACGAGAGCGUCCUCAUGAGGAGACAGAAGCAGAUCAACUACGGGAAGAACACGAUCGCUUACGACCGCUACGUGAAAGAGGUGCCGAGACACCUGCGGCAGCCUGGCAUUCAUCCCAAGACCCCCAACAAGUUCAAGAAGUACAGCCGACGGUCCUGGGACCAGCAGAUCAGACUCUGGAAGGUGGCGCUGCAUUUUUGGGACCCCCCAGCUGAAGAAGGCUGUGACCUGCAGGAAAUACACCCCGUAGACCUCGGGGACAUGGAGACCGAAUCUGCAGAGAGCAGCUCCGGGUCCCAGACGAGCUCCCAGGCUGACUCUGACACGUACUGCGGCACGCCCACCAAGGUCCGGCACGUGGACUGCCAGCUGGAAGACGAGUUUGAUCUGGAGGCGUGCUUGACGGAGCCCCUGAGAGACUUCUCCGCCAUGAGCUAAGAGCGCCAGCCCGCGCCGCGCGCUCGCCCCGGGACCCUGUGUUUCUAGUUCGCUCCCAUGAGUUGCUCUUCAUUUUCUUAGGCCACAUCCAUUGUGUGUGUAGUGCGUCCUGCAUGGUGGGCUCUGCGGCGGAGCAGGGCCGGGAGGGGGGACCUGGGCAGUCUUGUCUCAAACGGAACUGCUUACUUUCUGCUCCCCCAAGCCGAGCUGGCGAGUGUGGCUUCACCGGUGUCCACGGCUGGUGGCCGCGGCUGCUGCCCGUCGGGCGGGUGGGGGGCAGCGCUGUUGCCGUGCUCACAGGACCAGCCGAUAGCCAGCUGUCCGCCCCGGUAUCUGGCGGUGCAGACGCCGCGGGCAUCUCCUUGGCACCGCGCGUCAGCGAGUCCGGCGACCAGGCCUGAGGGGCGGGUCUCUGAGCUGCAGUCUUAGCUUGGUACUGGUACACAGUGCUCGGGUACUGGUACUAAAGUUGCUGUAAAUGAUAAUGUGUACAGGUUUUCUGUUCAGAUACUCAGUUGUAAACUUGCUGUUCAGAUGUUAUGUUUCUGUUGCUUUUGUAUGGAAUGAUAUUGCAGAAAUAAAAGAGCCUUCGUUGCCUCGCUGGUGCCGCGCCUUGUCGGAGCACC
Messenger RNA from Lepus europaeus (European hare), 1489 nucleotides. It is a transcript of the gene SLBP, whose product is annotated as stem-loop histone mRNA binding protein. Gene Ontology annotation, cellular component: cytoplasm; histone pre-mRNA 3'end processing complex. Gene Ontology annotation, biological process: mRNA transport; mRNA 3'-end processing by stem-loop binding and cleavage. Lineage: Eukaryota; Metazoa; Chordata; Mammalia; Lagomorpha; Leporidae. The coding region runs from base 36 to 863 and encodes 275 amino acids. Gene Ontology annotation, molecular function: histone pre-mRNA stem-loop binding; mRNA binding. The record is from RefSeq and is a predicted model, not a curated record. The transcript is spliced from 8 exons.